AUGGAUGGUGCUAGUUUUGCACAGCAAGACGAAGGCUCACAGCGAACUACCGAAUUGUAUUCGUGCGCACGCUGUAGAAAAUUAAAGAAGAAGUGUGGUAAACAAAUACCGACAUGUGCAAAUUGCGAUAAAAAUGGAGCACGCUGUUCCUAUCCAGGUAGAGCUCCAAGGCGUACCAAGAAGGAGUUAGCGGACGCUAUGCUUCGGGGAGAGUAUGUCCCAGUGAAAAGAAACAAGAAAGCAGGCAAGAGUCCCUUAAGUAAUCAGAGUAUGACGGCCUCCUCUAGCUCAGCAUCAACAAAUGGCGGCGUAACGCCCGGGUUUUCACCUUAUGAAAAUGAUGAUCCGCACAGGAUGAAACAGCUAAAACCGACAGACCCGAUAAACCUUGUCAUGGGAGCCAGUCCGAAUUCUGGCGAAGGUGUCUCAUCGCUGAUUUCGGUGCUUACAUCAUUGAAUGAUAGCACCAAUUCUUCCUCGCAUUUAUCUUCCAACGAAAACUCCAUGGUCCCUUCUCGAUCGCUGCCCGCCUCAGUGCAACAAGGUUCGACAACUGCGUCAUUCGGAGGAUAUACCACGCCGUCGCCGGUUAUUAGUGGGUCGGCGCUUACGAAUGCCCAAUCUGUACCACUAGAAAACAGCAAUAACAACAGUGCCAACAACGAUGACAACAGCAAUGAUAUUGGCAAUAAUAGCAGUGCGCCACAACUUAACCUUAGCAUGUAUGCAAACCAUCCCGUUUCCAAUGGAAGAUAUGAUUCUGUACCCGUCGAUGCGUCCUCGAUAGAAUUUGAAACUUUGUCAUGUUGCUUCAAGGGCGGUAGGACAACAUCAUGGGUCAAGGAAGAUGGCUCGUUUAAAUCAAUCGAUCGAUCUCUGCUGGACAGGUUCAUCGCUGCAUACUUCAAGCACAAUCAUCGGUUAUUCCCCAUGAUCGAUAAAAUAGCAUUUUUAAACGAUGCUUCCACAAUCACAGAUUUCGAAACAUUGUGUGACAACAAGAACUACCCCGAUAGCUUUGUCUUCAAAGUAUAUAUGAUAAUGGCUAUUGGCUGCACAACUCUGCAACGUGCUGGUAUGGUUUCCCAGGACGAAGAAUGUCUAAGUGAACAUUUGGCAUUUUUGGCCAUGAAAAAAUUCCGUAGCGUGAUAAUUCUGCAAGAUAUCGAAACGGUACGAUGUCUGUUAUUGUUGGGCAUAUAUUCGUUUUUCGAGCCGAAGGGCUCUUCAUCAUGGACGAUCAGUGGCAUCAUAAUGAGAUCGACCAUAGGCUUAGGCCUUAAUAGGGAAUUGACUGCCAAAAAACUCAAGAGUAUGUCGGCCAUGGAGGCGGAAGCAAGGUAUAGAGUAUUUUGGAGCGCCUAUUGUUUCGAAAGGCUGGUAUGCACUUCGCUGGGGCGUAUUUCUGGAAUUGACGACGAAGACAUCACUGUACCUCUACCGAGAGCGCUGUAUGGAGAUGAAAGGGAUGACUUGGAGAUGACUAAGCUGAUGAUAUCAUUGAGGAAGAUGGGAGGCCGCAUUUAUAAACAAGUUCACUCCGUGAGUGCAGGACGACAAAAACUAACCAUUGAACAAAAACAAGAAAUCAUAAGUGGAUUGCGCAAGGAGCUAGAUGAUAUUUACUCACGAGAGUCAGAAAGAAGGACGCUGAAGAAUUCUCAGAUGGAUGAGGUCGAAAGGGGCAGCAGUUCUACCACCAAUGUGAUCUCUUUCCAUAGUUCAAAGAUUUGGUUAGCUAUGAGGUACUCUCAAUUGCAGAUCUUACUAUACAGACCAUCUGCAUUGAUGCCGAAGCCGCCCAUUGACUCAUUAUCUACAUUGGGUGAGUUCUGUCUGCAGGCCUGGAAACACACUUACACACUUUACAAGAAGCGGCUGUUGCCCCUAAAUUGGAUUACUCUAUUCAGAACAUUAACCAUUUGUAACACUAUUUUGUACUGCCUUUGUCAAUGGAGCAUUGACCUAAUCGAAAGUAAAAUCGAAAUUCAACAGUGUGUUGAGAUACUAAGACAUUUUGGCGAGCGAUGGAUCUUUGCCAUGAAAUGCGCUGACGUUUUCCAGAACAUCAGUAACACAAUCCUAGAUAUUAGCUUGAGCCAUGGAAAAGUCCCUAAUAUGGACCAAUUAACAAGAGAGUUAUUCGGUGCCAGCGACUCGUACCAAGACAUCUUGGACGAAAACAACGUUGACGUUUCCUGGGUCGAUAAGCUCGUAUGA
Messenger RNA from Saccharomyces kudriavzevii IFO 1802, 2220 nucleotides. It is a transcript of the gene STB5, whose product is annotated as Stb5p. Gene Ontology annotation, biological process: positive regulation of transcription by RNA polymerase II; DNA-templated transcription. Lineage: Eukaryota; Fungi; Ascomycota; Saccharomycetes; Saccharomycetales; Saccharomycetaceae. Gene Ontology annotation, molecular function: sequence-specific DNA binding; zinc ion binding; DNA-binding transcription factor activity, RNA polymerase II-specific. The record is from RefSeq and is a predicted model, not a curated record. Bases 1 to 2220 code for a protein of 739 amino acids. The transcript has a single exon.